ACAGCUUCCCCACACCGGCCCGCCCGCCCGCAUCCCCGGCUCCCCAUGGCGCUCAAGCGGAUACAGAAGGUUAAUUGCCAUUCUUCUCUCAUCUCCAAAGAACUGCACACCAGUAAACAGGAGCUAAGUGAUCUGCAGCGUGACCCACCUGCACACUGUUCAGCAGGACCUGUUGGAGAUGACUUGUUCCAUUGGCAAGCAACUAUUAUGGGACCUCCUGACAGUGCAUAUCAAGGGGGAGUCUUUUUUCUCACAGUACAUUUUCCAACAGACUACCCAUUCAAACCACCAAAGAUUGCAUUCACAACAAAAAUAUAUCAUCCAAACAUAAAUAGUAAUGGGAGUAUUUGUCUUGAUAUCCUGAGGUCACAAUGGUCACCUGCUCUGACUGUUUCUAAAGUUCUUUUGUCCAUAUGCUCUUUACUUUGUGAUCCUAAUCCAGACGACCCUUUAGUACCAGAUAUUGCACAAAUCUACAAGUCAGACAAGGAAAAAUACAACAGACACGCAAGAGAAUGGACACAGAAAUAUGCAAUGUAAACUUUGAAAACUUUUUCAUAUAUACCAGAGUACUGUAAAUUCUAGGGUUUUUUCAAAUUAGAAGUAAAUGGAGCACAGUUUACUGUUUUCAGUGUACCAUGAAGCCCUUUUUGAUUUUCACCCACAUAAAUGUGUUUCUGGAAAAAGGAAUUAACUACAAAAAUUAACCUGAAGACUGUGAUGAGAGUAUUUAUCCUUUUUGUAUGCUUUGCAAAAGACAUUUAUUAUGUUUUUUAAAGAUACGUGGACAUCUGCAUCUCCAGCCUACAAGAUCCAUAAUGCAAUUGUAGAGCAACCAAAAUUAUUUUUUCUGAAAACCUAGGUGUUACAUGAGAUAUUCUAUGUGUCUUUGAGAUGUCAAACCUGUAAGUCUGUGUUUGAAUUUCAUACUUUGUUAGUUUAUUGUAUAAUUUGUAUUUUUUUACUGUAUAGACUAUAUUUUAUUUACCAUGCAAGUCAACUCAUUUUAGAUUUUCUGCACAGUAUUGAAAAAUACAACUACUGUUAAAUAACUGAAGCAUUCCCACCCAGAGGAAUGCUCUAUAAACUGGUAACUUCUUAAAAGAAACUUUGCACUCUAAUUUUCAGUAUAUUCAUUAUGGGGAAACACAUGAUUUUGAUUCUGUUGCAUACUGUUAUUGCAAUGUGAAUUAAUUGCACUGCUCUGUAGAAAAAAAUGUAACUAGUUUUGUUCUAUUCACAGCUGACUUUUUAUCCCGUAUAGGCAAUAUAAUCUCUGACCUUUUAACAAAAUUGACUUGAAGCUUUUCCAUAUAAAUAAAACAUGUUUUUUACUCCUUGUCUUGGCUGUUCUUUAAGUCUUGCACAAUCUUUACAUGUGCUUGCUCAAAAAAAGAUCAAAAUACUGUUAAAUGUGUGAAUUACUAGUGGGAGGAGAUGGCCUAUAUAUUUCAAAUUGCUAUUAACUCUUGAGUAUAUUAUGCCGUACUAUCUCCAAGCUUACAUAAUAAUCCUGAAACAAACGAUCACAGUAGCUUUUCCCUGUGCCUAUGUAUAACAAUAUUUUGAUCUGAUAAUUUCACAUACAAUGCUAAUGCUUUUCAACAAUUACAUACGUACUUCAGCAUGCAUGGUUGGAGAAAAAUAGCCUCACAUUCUUUAUAAAAGCAUUUUACUUUUGGAAGAAUACAUUGUUUCGGGGUACAUAAUCCUUGCAUUUUAGUUUGUGGCUACAGUAAUUCUAAUUAAACACAAGUUGCUUGUCUAGGACGUCUGCUGCCAUAGACACUACUUGAUCCCUUCUGGAGAAGGGAAUAUAGGCCUAGUGCUUUGCUUCAAAAGGAACAAUAAUAACUGGAAUAUAUAGACAUGUGACAAGCAUUCCAGAAGCUAUUUUUAUAUUUCUGGGCUUGUAACAAUCUGUUUUAACAUCUUAAAAUUUUGAUAGCCUAGGACAUGCCUGCAUUGGGCAUUUAUUCAUAAAGGUCAUGUUAGACUUCUUUACCUCAAUGUACACAAUCAAAACAUGGAAACUUUGCAAAAGAAGCACUGAAAAGUUCAUUGCCAUUGUAUUUAUGUCAUUGCUUGCUGUGAAAUAGACCAAUCUUUGAAAAUAGCCAAUAAGUGUUUCCUUGUGCUAAAUGAUCACUUCACUAUACUUGAAAAGGGUAAUGCCAUAGCUUGCAAAGCAAAGCAGUUUGCCACAUUUUUUUCAUUAAUACUUUAACUGGUGGUAAAAGAUUCUUAUUGUGUGAUUUCCCAGAUGUUUUUACCCCAUCUGUUUUAGAUGUUUCUGAUAGGUUCAUCCCAGAAUAAUGAAUUUAUAAUCCUUUAAUCUCUGACAAUGGACUCUGUGAAAUUUUGUAGUUUGAUUUGCAUGCCUGUUAAGUGAAAGCAUUUAAUCUUCUGCUUUGCUAAAAGUAUAUGGAGGCUGGUUUGAAACUGUUUAGAUGUUACUAUGCUUUGAAGUAUGCAUCAUACAAAAAGGAAUUUACUUACCAUAAUGCAAGAUCUUCAGGCUGAGCAAAAAGUACAGAUCAGCAAUCCUCUUAAAUUUUACUACGUAGGGCUCUUUGAGAAGUAUGUGAAGCUAUCCUUGUCUCUCUUCAAUGACAUUGAAAACUGUAGUUCAGAGACUGACUUUUACGUAUUGAACUUUCAGAUUAAUCUUAUUAAUAAAAUGGUAACAGAUGUAAGCUGAAAAAUUUCUUUAUUUGAUCUUAUUUUGAAUCACAACUUCAAAUAAUUAAGGACAUUAAGACCUUGCUGUUACAUACUAUACACUUCUUAAUAAAGUUUCUGUUUUGCUCUUUUAAA
Messenger RNA from Pogona vitticeps (central bearded dragon), 2817 nucleotides. It is a transcript of the gene UBE2D1, whose product is annotated as ubiquitin conjugating enzyme E2 D1. The record is from RefSeq and is a predicted model, not a curated record. NCBI's taxonomy places the organism in Eukaryota, Metazoa, Chordata, Lepidosauria, Squamata, Agamidae.